Molecule: messenger RNA, 1229 nt
Organism: Pocillopora damicornis (cauliflower coral)
Lineage: Eukaryota; Metazoa; Cnidaria; Anthozoa; Scleractinia; Pocilloporidae
Product: m7GpppX diphosphatase
Biological process (GO): deadenylation-dependent decapping of nuclear-transcribed mRNA
Cellular component (GO): nucleus; P-body
Molecular function (GO): RNA 7-methylguanosine cap binding; hydrolase activity
Source: RefSeq, a predicted model, not a curated record
CCGAAAUACGAGAAUAGUCCAGGAGAAGACCAGAAUGACCGACACCAACGAGGUGCAGCGCGCCAAGCGGGUCAAACUAACGGAUGAGAAUGGCCUGGAUAACAACAGCAUUCAAAGUUUUCGUGGUUUCCAGCUCAUCAAGGUCCUGAACGAAAAUGCCAGAAGUAAAACUGUCGCCGUUCAUGGAAAGUUUGGAGAAUCAGAAUCUGAUGCUGUGGUUCUUUUGGAGAAGACACCUUUUUCAGAAGAUACCUUACCACAAAUGUUGUCUGCAGAAACUAGCGUUAAGAUGGAAUUUAACAAUGAUAUCUACAACCAGUGUACAUGCCAACCACAAUCACGUUUCAAUAUGUUGAAGGGAACAAUAAUCUACCCAGCUACAGCUAAACAUCUUGAUAAAUUUUCAUCCCAAAAUGUGCAUUUUGUUCAAGAAACUCCUGAUGUUUAUAAAUCAAUUACUCUUCCAUUUAUUGAGGAAAAAUCUUUCAGUAUUCAGUGGGUGUACAACAUUCUUGAAAAAAAGGCUGAAGUGGAACGUGUUGUAUUUGAAGAUAAUGACCCAGAAACUGGCUUUGUUUUGUUGCCAGACUUGAAGUGGGAUCAGAAACAGAUUGAAAACCUGUACCUGGUGGCUAUUGGCCGUAGACGAGGAAUUAAAUCACUCAGAGAUCUUGAUAGAUCCCACCUACCACUACUGAGGAAUAUAUUGUUGAAAGGACAGGAAGCCAUAAGGGAUAAGUAUGGUGUUGGCAAAGACCAAAUUCAGGUUUAUGUUCAUUACCAGCCCUCUUAUUAUCAUUUUCAUGUACAUUUUACUCAUAUCAACUAUGAUGCUCCUGGCUGCUGUCUUGGUAAAGCUCAUCUUCUGCAUGAUGUGAUUGAUAAUAUAGAGAACAUUGAUUCCAAUUUUUACUCCAAGAGGACAUUGUUGUGUCUUUUUAAAGAGAAUGAUAAACUUCUUCAUAGGAUUCAGCAAGCAAAUCAUGGUGAAAACCCAACAGGUGCAAAGGUCUAAUGAGGACAAAUAACCACAGACUUGUUAGAACUUAUUUUAACUGAUAUACGAUAGCUUGGUCAGAGCAGACUAGCCUGGAAUGGAGGUUAAGACGAAUAAAAUUGAAAGGUGUUUUGUUAUGGUCUCUCUCUACAUAUUUCCAGAGGAAAAUGUGAUUUCUUAUAGUUGCAGCAUCAAUGCGAAUAUAUCAAACUACGCUUUCGUAGUCUGUCAA